Messenger RNA from Aspergillus welwitschiae, 2373 nucleotides. Its product is annotated as putative MFS monocarboxylate transporter. Gene Ontology annotation, molecular function: transmembrane transporter activity. The transcript is spliced from 2 exons. The record is from RefSeq and is a predicted model, not a curated record. Gene Ontology annotation, biological process: transmembrane transport. The coding region runs from base 635 to 2056 and encodes 473 amino acids. Gene Ontology annotation, cellular component: fungal-type vacuole membrane. NCBI's taxonomy places the organism in Eukaryota, Fungi, Ascomycota, Eurotiomycetes, Eurotiales, Aspergillaceae.
CAGGUCUCUUCCACCAAUGAAAAGGAGUCCGCGGAGUUAGCGGGUAUUGCGGGCGGACAACGACACAUCGGUCAGCAUUCACGCUGACACUCGCAACAUUACUAACUCUCCAGAUAGACCAUUCAUUCACUGCUGCAGCUCCUCAGCUAAUGGUCGCUUCGCGUUUUAUGCUGGUAUAAGACCGAGCGGCUUCACACUGCACAGUUUAACGCUCCUUUAUGACGGGAUUUGGCAUUCUACAUGGUGAGUGGUUUCUGUGUUCUCCAUCCCUCAUUAGCUCACGAGUCCUGCGACUUGAAUUUAUGAAUCUUAGGCAAUCUGAUACCUCCAGUCCUGUGUCUCUGUUCAAAGCAUGAUUUGCCUUGUCGAAGGUGAUGCCCAACUACUACUUAGCAACCCCGGACUGACCCGCCGAGGGGACCCGUCGGUUGGACCCGAGGUUCUCAGCAACCAAUCCAAUCCGUGCAGCAGCCCUGCGAAAGACGUCAGAUCUUCCAUCUUGCAGCUUAGCUCGGAUGACUCAUAUUCAGUCUGUUGGGUUCAAUUUGACCACUGAUUCAGAUUCACCUGAAAUUGAGGUCGAAACUGGUAGAAGUCUUCUAGGAGUCCGCAAGUUCCUUGCAAUACUUCACCAAUGGCCGCCUCGAUUACCGCCCGCAGCGCUGCGUCCGAAGAUGAGAUCAAUCUAUCCAGCACAAUGCCUCGCCUGACAACCAUGUCCGUAACUGAGGACCAUUUAGCGCAAAACUCGACUUGGAAAUCCGCCAUCAUCGUGGCCGCCUCCUUUGUCAUCAUCUUCACCUGCUGUGGUCUCAACUUCGCCUGGGGUGUUUAUCAAGCCCUGUACGAGAGUCUCGCACGAAAGCCCGGAACACCUUUCACCGGAGCAUCCCCGGCAGAGAUCGAUCUGAUCGGUACUAUUUCCGUCUCCCUCAUGACCAUCGGAGGUCCUUUCGCGGUCGCUUGGGCCAAGCGCUUCUCGCCUCGCAUGGUAUCCUUUGCGGGAGGCUUUGUCUUUGGGCUUUCUCUCAUCUUAGCCAGCUUCGGCACAGCGUUGUGGCAUUUUGAGCUGACGCAAGGGUUGCUGAACGGAAUCGGUACCUGCUUGUGCUACAUGAUACCCGUCACCAUUGCCCCUACGUGGUUUACCCAUAACCGAGGUCUAGCAAUGGGCAUCAUCUUAUCAGGCACUGGUGUGGGCGGUCUGGUGUGGGCGCCCGCGUUGAAUGCAUGCGUUAACGCCCUCGGAUUUCGCAACACCCUGCGUCUGACGGGUGGUCUGUCGUUCGCGCUGGUCGCAAUCGCCAGUGGUGCGAUGGCCUGGGAGCCAGCCAGUCAGCGUCGUAUCGCCAUCGAAAACGCCUCGAGGACAAGCCGUGCGGAUGGUAUUUUGAAGGUGCCACUGGUGGACUGGCGCGUUGCCCGGACGCGUCGUUUCAUGGCUCAGGCAUUAGGGGCCAUCUUCCAGGCGGCUGCCUAUUACACGCCGGUCUUUUUCUAUGCCUCGUAUGCGCAAUCCCUUGGAUACAGUAACACAGCCAGCUCGAACUUCAUUGCCCUCAGUAAUGCCUGUAACGCGGUGGGCAAGAUUGUCAUUGGCCAUGUCGCGGAUCGCCUUGGUCGGUUGAAUGCUCUUCUGCUCACCACCUGUCUCAGUGCAAUCGCUACUGUUGCCUUCUGGUUACCAUCCACAUUAACCGGUCAGACGACGCAAUCGCAGGGUCUGUUUAUCACUUUCACCAUUCUGUAUGGUACCUUUGCCAGUGCAUAUGUGUCUCUCUUCCCGACUAGUCUUGUCGAGCUAUUUGGGGUGCAGAAUUUUGCCUCCGUCAAUGGGGUCCUGUACAUGGUUCGUGGCAUGGCCACUAUGGUUGGUACCCCAGUUGGGGGUGUCUUGGUCAGAAGUGCGGCGAAUGCUCUCACUCCGAAGGCAUACGAGAACAUGUCGGUGCUGGUCAGUGCUCUUCUGUUUGCUGCCACAGCUGCAAUAGUCUGGGUGCGUUUGGAGGCAAUGAUUGGGCCUGAUGGACAUCUCCUUUGGAAAUGGCGACAGUAGGAGUAGUAUUCUAUGCGUACAAAUCGGGUUUCUAGGAGACAGAAGCCCACUGCAGAGCCAGUGACAACGUUCGGGGGUACUAGACACUAUAUGUAUCCGAACCCAUAAUGUAUUACAAGAACAAUCUCAACUCAGAGGAAAUCUGACGAAUCACCGACAAUUCGUUCCCUUCCUGCAUGGUCUCCUCAUCAUCUUUUAUUACGAUUUACCCACUCCUGUAAGUGGCUUGGCUUCUUCGUGCCCACGGCAUAGUCACUGUGGCAGAGUCUGGAUCUUCAGCACUACUAGAGUAGGCUGCCACGAGCGUAGAGCAAUUG